This is a messenger RNA of Juglans regia (Persian walnut), 830 nucleotides long. RefSeq lists its product as uncharacterized. NCBI's taxonomy places the organism in Eukaryota, Viridiplantae, Streptophyta, Magnoliopsida, Fagales, Juglandaceae. Gene Ontology annotation, cellular component: nucleus; chromatin. The record is from RefSeq and is a predicted model, not a curated record. The coding region runs from base 1 to 519 and encodes 172 amino acids. Gene Ontology annotation, biological process: mitotic sister chromatid cohesion; DNA repair. The transcript has 6 exons.
AUGCAGUCUUCUAAAAAGUCUGAUCUUGGUGAGCGAUUGGUUGGUAGCAGCAUAAAAGUUUGGUGGCCAUUGGACAAGAUGUUCUAUGAAGGUGUUGUAAAUUUUUAUGACCCUGUGAAAAAGAAGCACCAGGUGUUAUAUGCUGAUGGAGAUGAAGAAAUCUUAAACCUCAAAAAGGAACGCUGGGAACUAGUUGGGGAUAAUGUUUUGCCAGGAGGCCAAGGGACUGAUCUUCCAGAACUAUAUGCUUCUUGUGAUCUACCAGAAAAGAGUAAAGGGAAAGUAAAGUCACAGUCAGCCAAACGACAUAAGGACGUUGAUGCUUCUUCAAAAAGGAUUCAAGCUGCGGAUGGUAUAUUCAAAGUCGUCAAACCUACAAAAUCUGUGGAUGACCCUUCAAAGGCAGAUGAUGGUCAUAAAAAAUUUACUGGCAAGUUGAGGAUUGAGAAGCUAAAGGCUGGUACCAGAUUGAAACAGAACAUGCCUAAGACCAUAACGUUGCCCAAGGGAUUCCUCUAAGUUACAGGUAAAUAUUAGAAAGUGGCCAAAGAAAUGGAGGUAGUUAUUUGACCUGUUUUAAACAAGGUUAUGUAUAGAGUGAGUAGUGACACAAGCUCGAAGGCUUGUAAUUUUGAGUUUAGCCAGAGUGUAAGAAUAAGUUAUAGUCUCUUUUUGUUUUGUUUCUCAUGUAAUUGCAGAAGCAAGCAUGGGGAUGGUUUUUGCAUUCAAAUGCUGGGUUAUGCAUUUGAACUCUUGACUACAACUUGUUCAAGUCAUUGCCCCGAUCUCCAGUUAGAAAUUCUCAAGUUUGCUCCAAAUUUAUAGUCUCA